AUGUCUCUUCUCCGGCGAUUUGUUAAAGGAGCAACAAGUUCGAGAUUUCUCCUUCAAUCAAUCUCCGGACGUUCGAUCUCCACUGUAAAUACCAAUUCAAUUGCUCAUCCUCGUCAUCGUCAUACUACCACUGAGUUCGAUAACCUCAUCUGCGAAGCAGGAAGCUCCGGCGAUUUCGAAGCAGUACGCCGUCUCCUAAACAGCCGAGUCGUGAACGCUUGUUUCAACACCACCGCAACUUUCAAAUUCCUAACCAACACAGCUUCUUACUCCUCCUCGCUCGAAGAUCUCCGCCGCAUUUUACCUCAGACCGACGCCGGUUACACGCGGAAACACGCCUACGAUACUCUCAUCGCUCGUCUCUGCAAAUUAGGUCGGAUCGACGACGCUCUGAUCCUAAUCGGCGAUAUGGCAACCGGGAGAUUCGGUUUCACGUCGUCCACAUUCCACCCGAUCAUAAACACGCUCACGAAGAAGAACAAAACCGAGGAAGCUUGGCGCGUGGUGGAAUUGAUGAGAUCCCACGAUAUUUUGGUGGACGUGACGUCAUACAACUACUUUUUAACUUCCCACUGCUACGACGGUGACGUGGCGGAGGCGAGCAAGGUGUUGAGGAAGAUGGAGGAGGGAGGGAUGUCGCCGGACACGCGCACUUACGACGCGCUUGUUUUGGGCGCGUGCAAAUCGGGGAAAGUGGAAGCGGCGAUGGCGAUCCUGAGGAGGAUGGAGGAAGUAGGGUUGCCGGUAUUGUACGCCACUCAUGCGCACGUUAUAGCGGAGAUGAUUGCUUGUGGCUAUUAUGCGCAGGGUGUUGAGUUCGUGAUGGCUUACGCUGGGAAAGAUGAGAGAUUGGAUGAAGAGAACUUGGGGAGUUUGGCUAGUAAGCUGAUUAAGAGGAAGAGGUUUGAAGAAGCCAAGUUGGUUUUGAAAGAGAUGCGUGAGAGAGGAUUGAAAAUGGGAAAGGCUUUGCGUGAUUUUUAUGUCAUCAAUGCUGAUUGUAAAACCAUGAGUGAUUCUGAGAAGAGACGAUCGAUCACCAUUGUUACAGAGAAAAAACUUAGUGGUAGAUGUAUGGGAGAUAAUAAAGAGACGAGAUCUUAA
Molecule: messenger RNA, 1101 nt
Organism: Microthlaspi erraticum
Lineage: Eukaryota; Viridiplantae; Streptophyta; Magnoliopsida; Brassicales; Brassicaceae
Source: the annotation of a GenBank genome assembly